AAAAAAAAAACUAAGGCGAUUGUUUUAGGAGGGUGACAAUAAAGGAAGUAGUUUGCACAUACUUGUGCAACUUCAUCUUUUUGCAGGCGAAAAACAAGUUUAGUUAAAAUGUGAAUGUGUGUGAUUGAGCUUUAAAAACUCUAAAUUCAUUCAACAAACCCAUCAAAUUGAGAGCUUUGUACCUCUGCUAGGUACAUAGGACCUAACAGAGGUACAACUAGACAGGACGUAUAAAUAUAUUGAGCAACUGCUGCUGUCAAAGCUGCUGCAGUUUUUAAAACUCUGCGUAAUGGGAAGGAAACACGUAGGCAGCUAUAAAGAAGAAGUAUUCUUGAAAUUUCACUUUUUUCACAAGAUAGAAGAUUUCCUGGUUAUAGUUGUUCAGCAGGUUGAGAUGCGAGGAUGGGAAACACUUGGCUUUACGUGCUAUUCUGUAAGUAAAUUUAUUAACAAUAAAAAUACAUGAUUAAACUAACGUUUUCUUUAAAUGGCUGCUUGUCUCUAAAUAAAGAUAGAAUACAAGUAUCAGCUACAUUGUUGUAUGAAAUUAUUUCAGAAAUGUUUUUAAAUGCCAGUUUUUCUCUUGUUAUUGCAAUUGUCUGUCUUCCUGAUUGAUCUGUUUUUCUGUCUUUAUCCUAAAUGUGUUCUGGUUUAUUUAGUGUUCAGUUCAGUCAUCAGUGGAUACGCCAAAGGACACAGAGAAGCAAAUGGCAUCAAAAGACAUUCUGGUUACCAAGGUCCAUAUAAUCUAAGACAACCAGGAUCCCCUGAAGGAACUGGAAAAUCAGUUCCCAAUCGAGCCAAUGUGACCCUGACACCAAACUGGCCUCUGAUAUACAAAGGUGAGAGAGUUACUCUCCACUGUGAGAUCCCAGGAGGAGAAGGAACAAAGUGGACGUAUGAAUGGAGAAGAACCAGGUUAAAUGAAACUCAAACAUCCCAGGACCGUAGGUUGACCAUACAUUCAGCUAAUGAGUCUGAUAGUGGAGGAUACAGCUGCAGAGGAACAAGUAGAGACGGCUCAACAGACUGGAGCGAUGUUGUCGUGUUAACUGUGUAUCAACUCUCUGUGUCUCCAUCAUGGCUGAGUCCUGGAGCCUCAGUGACUCUGAUCUGUGAGGUUGAACAUCCACCUGCAGGAACCAGGUUCUUCUGGUACAAAGCUGUUUAUGAUCCAUCAAUCAGAUCCUACAGCUAUGAGCUGCUGCCUGGCAGCUCUGAUGGGACUGAUGAGAAUUUCUACAUUGUUCAUGGACUCACUAGCACAGCAGGUUAUGCGUGUGAAGCAGGAAAUGGAAAACCAAAAUACAGAGAUCCAAGUUUUGUCUGGUCAGCAGAUCCUUGUCCAGCAGCUUCUCUCUCAGUGAAUCCUGACAGAGUUCAACACUUCAUCUCUGACUUUGUGUCUCUGAGCUGUGAGGGAAACUCUACUGAGUGGAGACUGAUGAGGUUUACAGAAAAAGGCCACCUGUCAGACUGCUCCAUCUGGGGGAAAAUGACUGGAUCUAUAUGUACCAUCAAGAUAUACUUUUCUGUUAGUGGAGUGUUCUGGUGUGAGUCUGGAUCAGGAGAGUUCAGCAAUGCAGUGAACGUCACUGUACAUGACAGUUUUUUUUUUAAUACAAUCCUGGUGAGCCCUGUUCAUCCUGUGACUGAGGGAGAUCCUGUUACUCUGAACUGCAAACACAAAACACAACAAUUUCCCUCCAAAGUGUUUUUCUAUCACAAUGAUAAACUCAUCCAUAAUGACGGCAGAGAGGAGCUGAAUAUCUCUGCAGUGUCAAAGUCAGAUGAAGGUUUCUACAAAUGUAAACAUUCGGGAAAAGAGUCACCAAGGAGCUGGAUGUCUGUUAGAGCGACUGUAUCCAGUCCUGUCAUGUUGAUCGUUGGACCAGUUGUUGGAAUCGUUCUCAUUAUUCUCAUUAUUCUCCUGAUCUUGUUGUGGCGCCGCAGACGGUCCAAAGGUUUAUGGUGUAUCAGAUCGAAGCAGUCAGAGGGCAGAGGUCAAACCUCACACCCCGACCAUGGAGUCAACAACACUGACGGUCAUGAGAACAGCUCUCCUCCUCAUGAUAACACCAACCUCUACGUGCCAGUCAAGUCCUCUGAAACGACAGGAAAUGCUGCAGAUGAAGCCAGAGAUGUCACGUACUCUCACAUUGAACUGAAAGACAUUGACAGGACGAGGAGGCCUCGUGAAGCAGAUGAGAGCACCGUUUACUCUGAAGUGAAGUUGCAGGAGUAGGAAUAGAAUAAACCGAAAGACCAGAGGAGUCCUGCAGCAGCAGAGUCAGUAGUUUAUUCAGAAAUCAGCUCAGGAUAACAACACUGCCACGUAAGAUGCAUGAUGUGACGGCUCUUCUAAAAGUUAUUACGAGUUAAAACUCAUCACAUCCUUCAAAAUCCCACUUUUUCCAUGUUAAUGUUAGGAAUCCAUUAAGGAAGCUAUUUUAUGAAAUUACUGCAAGAGCUGAAAUGCAUUUUCUUAAAUUCUUUGAUUUUGAUUUAUAUUUGCUGGUGUAAAAUUUGAAGCACAUGAAUUUCUCUUUAAGCUGAUAGUUUUUCUUUAUGCUUUGAAGGUUUGGAUGUAAAUGCGUUCUGUCGCAAAAUGCAGCAAAGAAAGAAAAUGUAAAACAUACAUUUUUUGUAGAGUUUUUGUUUUACAAUGUUUUUUAAAUGUAUUAGUUG
Messenger RNA from Xiphophorus maculatus (southern platyfish), 2688 nucleotides. RefSeq names its product B-cell receptor CD22-like. The transcript has 13 exons. The record is from RefSeq and is a predicted model, not a curated record. Gene Ontology annotation, biological process: cell surface receptor signaling pathway. Gene Ontology annotation, molecular function: transmembrane signaling receptor activity. NCBI's taxonomy places the organism in Eukaryota, Metazoa, Chordata, Actinopteri, Cyprinodontiformes, Poeciliidae. Bases 569 to 2245 code for a protein of 558 amino acids.